Molecule: messenger RNA, 4389 nt
Organism: Danio aesculapii
Lineage: Eukaryota; Metazoa; Chordata; Actinopteri; Cypriniformes; Danionidae
Gene: tbc1d9
Product: TBC1 domain family, member 9 (with GRAM domain)
Exons: 21
Coding region: 392-4138 (1248 amino acids)
Molecular function (GO): calcium ion binding
Source: RefSeq, a predicted model, not a curated record
CAUCUCAGUAUGAGUCUCCGGAAUCAACAACUCCAGCAGUUUGAUGUUCAUUUUUAGAUUUAGCCGUCGUUGUCAGAAGAGCUGUUUAUGCGAACGUUAGUAUUUAACGCUAAAGGUGCGCGCGCGUCUUAUAACGACCUCCCGAAGGACUAUAUUUAUUUUUAAAGCACACAUUUUUAUUAUUAUCAACCAGUUCGACGUAGCAAGCGAUGUAUUUUACUGACAGUCGAUAAUUUUGUGUUUUACACCAUUUAGGUUUUCGAAGCGCGCUCUGGCGAUUUUCCGCUUGGAUAAACUCGACUCCACACCGGACCUCAUAUGUGAGAUUUAUCAAACACACUAGAUAUACGGGAUUUAUUUUGAUGUCCCAGGUGAGGAGAUCGAGCUGAAGAUGUGGGUGAACCCUGAGGAGGUGCUGUUGGCCAGCGCGUUAUGGAUGACAGAGAGAGCCAAUCCGUAUUUCGUCCUGCAGAAGAGAAAGGGCCACGGGGAUGGCGGAGGAGGACUCGCAGGACUGCUGGUUGGGACCCUUGACGUUGUGCUGGACUCCAGUGCCCGUGUGGCCCCAUACCGAAUCCUCUACCAGACUCCUGAUUCCUUGGUCUACUGGACCAUCGCUCACGGGAGCUCUCGAAAGGAGAUCACAGAGAACUGGGAAUGGCUGGAGCAGAAUCUGCUGCAAACGCUGUCCAUCUUUGAGAACGAGAACGACAUCACCACCUUCGUCAAGGGCAAAAUACAGGGCAUUAUAGCCGAAUACAACAAAAGCCAUGAUAUCAAAGAGGACGACGACACGGACAAGUUCAAGGAGGCCAUUGCUAAGUUUCGCAAGCUGUUCGUGAUGCCGGAGGAGGAGAAGCUGGUCAACUAUUACUCCUGCAGCUACUGGAAGGGGAAGGUGCCUCGACAGGGCUGGCUUUACCUCAGCAUCAACCAUCUCUGCUUCUACUCAUACCUGCUCGGAAAAGAAGUGAAGCUGGUGGUCCGCUGGGCAGAUGUGACUCAGCUGGAGAAGAGCGCCACCCUCCUGCUGCCGGAUAUGGUGCGUGUGAGCACUCGCUGCAGUGAACACGUCUUCUCCGUCUUCCUGAACAUCAACGAGACCUUCAAGCUGAUGGAGCAGCUGGCCAACAUUGCCAUGAGGCAGCUGCUGGACAACAAGGGCUUCGAGCAGGACCGCUCCCUGCCCAAACUCAAGAAGAAGUCACCCAAGAAAGUGUCCGCCCUCAAGAGGGACUUGGACGCCAGGGCUAAAAGCGAGCGAUAUCGGGCCCUUUUCCGCCUCCCGAAGGAUGAGAAAUUGGAUGGACACACAGACUGCACGCUCUGGACGCCCUUCAACAAGAUGCACAUCCUCGGCCAGAUGUUUGUGUCUACUAAUUACAUCUGUUUCACUGGUAAAGAGGAGACCGUCUGCAGUCUGAUCAUCCCACUCCGAGAGGUGACCAUCGUAGAGAAAGCCGAUAGCUCCAACGUCCUUCCGAGCCCCUUGUCGAUCAGCACCAAAAACAAAAUGACCUUCUUGUUUGCCAACCUCAAGGACCGGGACUUCCUGGUGCAGCGGAUCUCAGACUUCCUGCAGCAAACCACUUCCAAAAUUUACUUUGAGCGGGAAAUCACAGGCAGCCUCAGCAGCUCGGAUGACGAGGUGUACUCUCAGCAGGGCAGUGUGUUGUCCUGCAGUCCUCAGCGCAGUGCUCUGGGCUCUGAGGGAGAAAGUGAGCGUCAAUUUAAUCUGAAUGAUAACCGGGUUCCCACCGCCACACAAGCCCUGAUGACCAUGUACCGCCGCCGAUCGCCAGAGGAGUUCAACCCCAAACUGGCUAAAGAGUUUUUGAAGGAGCAGGCCUGGAAAAAUCACUUCACUGAAUACGGUCAGGGUGUAUGCAUGUACCGAACGGACAAAACCAAAGACCUAGUGCUGCAGGGCAUCCCGGAGAACAUGAGAGGAGAGCUGUGGCUGCUGUUUUCAGGAGCGAUUAAUGAGAUGGCCACUCACCCAGGGUAUUAUGAGGAUCUGGUGGAGAAGUCGAUGGGCAAAUAUAAUCUGGCCACAGAGGAGAUCGAGAGAGACCUGCACCGCUCACUGCCUGAACAUCCUGCUUUCCAGAACGAGAUGGGCAUCGCUGCGCUCAGGAGAGUCCUCACUGCAUACGCCUUCAGAAACCCCAACAUCGGCUACUGCCAGGCGAUGAACAUCGUGACAUCUGUUCUGCUGCUGUACGCUAAAGAGGAGGAGGCCUUUUGGCUGCUGGUGGCCCUGUGUGAGCGCAUGCUCCCUGACUAUUACAACACCAGAGUCGUAGGUGCUCUGGUGGAUCAGGGUGUGUUUGAGGAGCUGGCUCAUGUGCACGUCCCGCAGCUGUAUGACUGUAUGCAGGCUCUGGGUGUGAUCUCCACCAUCUCUCUGUCCUGGUUCCUCACACUCUUCCUCUCCGUCAUGCCCUUCGAGAGUGCUGUGGUGGUGGUCGACUGCUUCUUCUAUGAAGGCAUCAAAGUCAUCUUCCAACUCGCUCUGUCUGUGCUCGACGCCAACAUUCACCAGCUGCUCGGCUGCAAAGACGACGGAGAGGCCAUGACCAUCCUGGGCAGGUAUCUGGACAGCGUGACCAAUAAGGACAGCACUCUUCCUCCCAUCCCUCAUCUUCACUCUCUGCUGACAGAUAAUGGAGAGCCUCAUCCUGAAGUCGACAUCUUCAAACUCGUGCGAAGCUCAUAUGAGAAGUUCGGCUCCAUUCGUGCAGAUGUGAUUGAGCAAAUGCGUUUCAAACAGAGACUCCGGGUGAUCCAGGCCAUUGAAGACACCACCAAACGCAACGUGGUGCGAACCAUCGUGACGGAGACGCCAUUCACCAUCGAUGAGCUGGAGGAGCUGUACUCACUCUUUAAGGCCGAGCAUCUGACCAGCUGUUACUGGGGCAGCAGCAGUAACCCGAUGAGCCGUCAUGACCCCAGCCUGCCGUAUCUGGAGCAGUACCGCAUAGACCUGGAGCAGUUCAAGGGUCUGUUCACUCUGCUCUUCCCCUGGGCCUGCGGGUCUCACGCUGACGAUCUGGCCUUCAGGUUUUUCAGACUGCUGGACCACAACACUGACGCGCUUAUCAACUUUAGAGAGUUCAUCAGUGGCCUGAGUGUUCUGUGUCACGGGGACCUGACGGAAAAACUCAAAUUUCUCUACAAGAUUCACAUACUUCCAGAGUUGCACCAUGAGCAGGAGGAGCCGGACUCGGCCUGUGAAGCCACACAGUAUUUUUUUGAGGACAUCACUCCAGAGACCUCCAGCGGUCUCGACCACAAGAGCAGAAGUGAGAAGGACGACGGUUUCGUCAGAGUCACGUUUAAGAACGAGAAAGUGAAGAAAACUCACACUGCAGAUUAUAGGACAUACCUGCGCCUCUGGAACCAGGAGACCAAAGCCAAGCUGGAGAACAUGAAGGAUCUGCCCAAACUCAACCAGAGUCAGUUCAUCGAGUUGUGCAAAACCCUCUACAACAUGUUCAGCGAGGACCCGAACGAGCAGGAGCUUUAUCACGCCACUGCUACAGUCACCAGCCUGCUGCUGGAGAUGGGAGAGGUGGGAAAACUCUUCUGUACAACCGCUAGCAAACACAACGAUGAAGACGAUGAUGAGGAAGAAGACGAACGCCGCAUUCCGACAUGCAGAAACAAGCAGGACAGACCGCGACGCAAACCCUGCGACAUCACAGCUCCGUUAGACGAGAUCAAACUGGAGGACUCGUCGCCGAAAGACACGGCCACGUCCUCCGCUAUGCUCAUCUCAGACGACGAGACCAAAGACGACACGUCCAUGUCCUCGUACUCCGUCCUGAGCGCCGGAUCGCACGAGCUGGACGAUAAGCUUCAAUGUGAGGAUAUUGCAGAUGACACCGUUCUUAUACGCAAUGGCGGAGCAGGGCAUCAUGGGAGAUCCGGGCUUCCUCACAGCACUAGCAUCGAUAAAGACUGGGCAAUCACGUUCGAGCAAUUCCUAGCCUCCGUGCUCACCGAACAGGCCCUGGUGCAGUACUUCGAGAAGCCGGUGGACGUCGCUGGGCGGAUCACCAACGCCAAGAAUGUUCGCAAGGUGGGACACCAACACAUGUCUGCAAGCGACUACGAGAUCUCGCUAUCUGGCUAAUUGGAUUACAUUUGAAAACUAUUGGUUGAAGGUUGGUGGGAAUGCGAAUUCCAAAAAUUCUAAUUAUGACAUCAUCUGUUGGUAAAUGUGUUCCAAACCUGUUGAAGUUCACUGUAGUGUUACGAUGGAAGUAGACGGUGACCCUUUGUGUUAAGCUAAUAAUAAAAUAGCAAUUAGAAAUUAAAUUAAAUGGUGUUUAUAGCUAAAUAGAGACUAGUUCACCCAAAAAUUUGAUUUAACUCAUUAUUUAC